Xenopus laevis (African clawed frog) is the source of this 2085-nucleotide messenger RNA. RefSeq names its product atonal bHLH transcription factor 7 S homeolog (gene atoh7.S). Gene Ontology annotation, cellular component: nucleus; axon; perikaryon. The record is from RefSeq and is marked provisional. Gene Ontology annotation, molecular function: protein dimerization activity; DNA-binding transcription factor activity, RNA polymerase II-specific; DNA-binding transcription factor activity. Lineage: Eukaryota; Metazoa; Chordata; Amphibia; Anura; Pipidae. Gene Ontology annotation, biological process: sensory organ development; regulation of DNA-templated transcription; neural retina development.
ACAGUCAGUAGAUGCUCCUUGCCUGAAGUGUAUCUUGCAGUAGCCUUACACUGCCUUGUAGCUGGAGAGCCUUGUAUCACUGCUAACAACACUGGGUAUCAACAAAGAAGACAACUGCAUAAAAAUGAAAUAAGGAGAUACUACCCAGGCUGGGGUUUAUUUUGAGUCUUUCAGAACUUUCUAGGGAUAGAAUAUCUCUGCUGACAUGAAGUCAGAUUCACCAGUGCACAGGGAGUCCCAUACUGGAUGCCAGUCACCAUGCCCACUAAGGUGCUUGCCAGCCAGGCUGGAAGGCUCUACCAAGAGACGUCUGGCUGCCAAUGCCAGAGAAAGGAGGAGAAUGCAAGGACUAAAUACCGCCUUCGAUAGUCUGAGGAAAGUUGUACCACAAUGGGGUGAAGACAAACAACUUUCCAAGUAUGAGACUCUGCAGAUGGCGCUGAGCUACAUCAUGGCACUGAGCAGGAUCCUCUCGGAAGCAGAGAGGUACAGCAGGACUGAUCCAGAGGAAUGGACUAAUAUUCAAUAUGAUCACAUUGAGGAGGAGCAGUGCCUCAGUUAUAUGGAGGUGAGAUGCCCAAGAGACUGUGAUCGUUACCUGCCCCAGACUUUUUCUCACUAGGAUAAGAGCAGGCAAGGUACUACUGACCUGAAGACAGCACUGUUUUAAUAUAAUUGGUCGGUUAUACAGCACCCAAUGAUACAGGGACAUUUGCAUCAUGGGCUAUUUGUCAUGUUGUUUUUCCCAAUGCAAUGCUUAUUUCCUUAAGCACCAUACGUUCAGGACUGGGUACAUAUGUAGGGAACCCCAAGUGAUGCAGCCCAGAGUAUGCGGUGCUGCAACGGAUGGCAGUUAGUGAGCUGUGGAACACUGGAAAAGCCAAGUGCACUGGUAUUUUGUGAAAGGACAUGCAAGUUAUUAUGGGUGGCAUAUAAUAUUUACCUCCAUACAGCACAGUGAUAUAACUUCAUUGCCUCCAUCAUACCUGUAUGAUUAUAUAUAAAAUGGUAGUUCCUGAGUCACUACUUUCCAUGUUACUUAUGCACUGUUAUCAGAUAACAUAGAGAAAGUAGUAUUUAUACAUUAGAAAAAGUACUAUAUGUGCAUAUAAAUUGGCGUUUAAAGCAGUCUGGAUAAAUCAUUUUCUGUGGACUCUUUUCUUACCCCAAGGAGCCAUUUAUAGUUUAAGUGCUGCUAUAGGCACUGCUCAUAAGGGAAAGGAAACAUUUUUGUCACUUGCUGAUAAUACAAAUUGCAUUCUACACCAGAAUUCUUAAUUAACUAUACUGUCUAGUGAACAGAAAGGUCUAAAUUAAAAUCAACAAGAGGUAUAAUUUACAUAUUUUACCAUUUUCUGGCUUCUGUCUGCCUUUUGAGAGUGGCAAAUUACAACGUAUAUAAAAUUCCUACAGGUCUCAAUCUACUUGUUGCUGUAAAGACAAACCUUGGUGUAUUUUUAAGGAAACCUUAAGUAAUUCUUUUGGUUAGUAUACAUUUCUUAAAUAUUUUUAUUUGUAAUGGGCGUCAAUUGUUUAUUUGUAAACGCAGCUCCAAAAAUAGCAGAUAUGCUUGUAUUUUUCAGGUAUGCAAAUGGUAUUUCAGCCUAUAUUGGGAAAUUGAAAUUGUAGUAAAACUGAACAUAUGGUGAAUUGCUUGGCAAUGUACUGUAUACAUGCUGACCUAUAAGGGCUAUGUAGCAAAGUUGGGAAAAAAAUCACUGCAGGUUUAUUGGUUUGUUGCAGAUAGAAUAAUAAAAUCUGACAUUGCUGAUGUGGGUAAGGUAUUUUAUUCCCCAUUUAAUAUCUUAAUCUUUCUUCUUACACUGAAAACAUUACUAGCCCCUUGCCAAUGUAUUCUUAUCUGUCAAAUUCAGGAGUUCAUGAGACUUACCUGUGCAUAAUCCCUAUGAAACCAAGACAAUGUGUGGGGAAUAGGAGGAUUUGCUGCACAAAUUAGGGCAGAGAUACAUGGUCAGACUGUGACAAAUCUCCUCUUCUUCGGAGCGUUUAAUCUCCCCAAACUGCCUUCCCAGGCACUUUGUUCUCCGAAGUCGCCCGAAGUUGCCUAACGAGGCAACUUCAGCA